This is a messenger RNA of Colletotrichum acutatum, 1179 nucleotides long. RefSeq lists its product as uncharacterized. The transcript is spliced from 2 exons. The record is from RefSeq and is a predicted model, not a curated record. NCBI's taxonomy places the organism in Eukaryota, Fungi, Ascomycota, Sordariomycetes, Glomerellales, Glomerellaceae. The annotation marks the transcript as partial.
UCCAGUCUUACUUUACCUUCCAUCAAGCAGUUACUCUUUCAUAUCUUCCCCUCAAUUGGAGUGUUCUGUGUGACAGAGUCUCUCACAACCAAUCAGAUAUCCUCCAACGAGAGAAGAGAACCAAUUGGCCUCCAACAGUCAUCCCUCUUUAAGCGCCGCCAGCUCACAGCAGUAUCAGUAACACACCUACCAACGAACCCAACCCAACCCAACCCAGUCCAAAUGGACUUCAUCCUCGGGUCCCGCGUCCCCAAAGGCGGUGGCUCAAGCGGCAGCCGCGGCUCCAGCGGCGGCAGCAAAUCCUCAAAAUCAUCCAAAUCAAAGAGCGGAAAGAACAAGUACAAAGGCGGCGGCCGCGUCGGUGCCGCCGGCGGAGGCGGGGGCGGAGGAGGUGGAGGCGGCUUCAGCGCGCUUCCCCUCUGGGCCCGGAUCCUCAUCAUCGUCCUGAUUGUGUGGUUUGUUCUGUUUCUGGUCUCGCUCGCAUUCUACACGGUUAAAGAACUCAAGCGCAAAAAGGAAGGAAAGAAAUUCCGCAUCGGCCAUGUCCUCGGCCACGCCCUCCUCGUCUCCACGGGCCUCUGGAUCCCCUUCACGCUCUAUCGAAAAUUCAUUUCCCGGCGCAAGAACAAGUUCGGAGGCGGCGGCGGCGACAGCGACGAAACAAAGCGCUCCGCUGGUGGCACGUACGCCAAGAUUGAAGAGGGCAGGAGAUCCGAUGACACCGGCAACCGAGACUCUUGGUACGCCGGAGCCGGUGCCCACACCAACAACAACAACAACGGCACGGACAGCAAGUACGAACCCAUGGGCUACGCGCCCCAUUAUCAGUCCCCGUCCCCUGCUCCGCCCCCGGCCGCCGGUACUACGCCGGCUCCCACCGGCGCGGCGGCCGAGUAUUACAUGCCGCAGCCGCCUUCCCAGACGGCGCCGACUCAGCACCCGCCUCAGUAUAGUUGAAGGAUGUCCCGGUUCGGACUACAUCACGGGCCUUCUUCAAAUGAUGAUGGCUAGGUUUCUAUGAUGAUACGCCAUGUUUCAGCGUUUUUCUGCCUUCUUCUCUUCUCUGGAUCGAUACCCCUUUACCUCAAUUUAGCGUUGCUUGUGUUAGUAUGAAAGAAUGUACGUACGGUUGUGUGUCACAAAAUAGUAUAUAGAACAGAACCGAAAACUUGGCUGCUC